Lotus japonicus is the source of this 1709-nucleotide messenger RNA. Its product is annotated as cyclic pyranopterin monophosphate synthase, mitochondrial. Lineage: Eukaryota; Viridiplantae; Streptophyta; Magnoliopsida; Fabales; Fabaceae. The record is from RefSeq and is a predicted model, not a curated record. Gene Ontology annotation, biological process: Mo-molybdopterin cofactor biosynthetic process. Bases 176 to 871 code for a protein of 231 amino acids. The transcript is spliced from 3 exons.
AAGAAUUAUAAUUAACCAAUUUUUUUGAAAACAACCCUAUUAAAAGAGCACUAAACACCCAAACAAUGAAAGACAAAUAAAUAAAUACCCAACCGACGCAGGCAGGUUCGAUACCGACGAAGCAAGCACGCGGCGGCAGGUGAUAAUCAAUCAGUAGUAGCUGGACCUGCUUAAAAUGUUUCUUAGAAGAAUUGUAGCUGCAUGUCCUCAAUCAAAAAGGAUGUUCACCUCUUCUGUUACCCAUGACUAUUCAAGUGCUAUUCAAGAACUCAACAAGGAGAUGGAAUCGGUAUUCGGUGAACCUCCUCCUGCAGGUGGACUAACUAGCCCUGCAAGCAAUGGUGUUGUGAAUAAUGAAUCCCAAUUAUCAUCUCAAAACAUGGGUUCAAGCUCUUUUGAAUUGACUCAUACCAGCAAUUCAGGGGAAGCUCAAAUGGUUGAUGUGUCUCCAAAAGAAAGUAGUAAGAGAGCUGCCACUGCUGUUUGCAAGGUGAUUCUUGGAAAGAAGGUGUUUGAUUUGGUCUCGGCCAAUCAAAUGGCGAAAGGAGAUGUGCUUACCGUUGCAAAAAUUGCCGGCAUAACUGCAGCAAAGCAAACUAGCAACCUGAUUCCCUUGUGUCAUAACAUAAACCUUACCCACGUGCAAGUGGAUUUGAGAUUGAACCAAGUGGACUUCAGUGUAACAAUAGAAGGGGAAGCUGCAUCAACAGGUAAAACUGGGGUUGAGAUGGAAGCAAUGACAGCAGUGUCUAUUGCUGGCUUAACAGUGUAUGAUAUGUGUAAGGCUGCUUCAAAAGAUAUAACAAUUACAGACAUAAGACUUAAACAUAAAUCUGGUGGAAAAAGUGGGGAGUACUUCUGGGGACAAUGAUGGUUUUGAUGCAUUCCAAUUGAUAAGGACAGACCGACCAACGCUAUUCCAAAUGAACAAUGCUCCAUAGACAUUCGCAAAGUGCAAACAUUUGACAACAGACAGAGUGAGAAAGGAAGGCAUCUAGAGCUUCUAAAUUACGCUGUUAUAGUCGCAUAUUCGCGCCUCAGGCACAGUUUAUAUAACGGACUUUUUACUUGUCUCAUUAUUGACAUUGUCAAAUUUCAAUAAGCCAAGGUACAUUUUGAUUGCCUCCUAUUACACAUGCCUUAUCUAUUUGAUCUUACGGUACCAAACAACCAGGCAUAUGUUUGGGGUCAAUCUCUUCAUAUUUCUUUUCCCUUGAACAUAUCCAAGAGAUUGUUUCAGUGCAUGUUCUUCAUAUUUCUUUUAUCUUAUAGCAGAAACGCUUAUACAAGUGUUUGAGAGAGCAUAAGUAAAUAGCUUGUGACAUACUUAAAAACCGUUUUGAGCUUAUUUUUAUAAACUGUUCAAAUUAACCUAUGAAUAAGAGCUGAUGUUCAUGUUUCACAUAUUUUCAGCUUAUUGCAAUAGUUUUUUAAAAUUCACUUGUUAAUAAGCGCUUAUGCGAUGAACUCUUUUGUCAUAAGCACUUAAUUAAGUUAAUUGUCCAAAUACACCCUAAGUAGAAGUACAACAUGUAAUAUGGAAUAUAAAUUUAGCAUUAGUACUAGCAUAGAGUGAAAAUCGGAGAUUAUAUAAUACCACAAGUAACACAUUUUAUAGGAACCACGCGUUUUCCGGCCCCAAUAAACUUGACUUCAAUUUUCUCUCACGUGGUCAAUUUGGUCGUUCCACAAUCUUGACAAUAUAAAAA